Molecule: messenger RNA, 868 nt
Organism: Closterium sp. NIES-67
Lineage: Eukaryota; Viridiplantae; Streptophyta; Zygnematophyceae; Desmidiales; Closteriaceae
Source: the annotation of a GenBank genome assembly
CGAACAAAAGCUGGGAACCAUGUUCUGAGAGGUAGGUAGUUCCUACUCUCGCCUUGCGGUAGUUCGGGCUUGUUGAAAGCGACGAAGCUAUUGUAGAUCGAAUGGUUUCGUGCCUGACACGCCGGGUUCUCUGACGAUUCUACGAAGCAAACAUUCUGCCAAGACAGUUUAGGACUAGCAAACAUUAUGUAAUUUCAGGCCAGGGUCUCGAAACCCCUACCUUACUUGUCGAGCCUUCGACACGAUUCGUAGCUUCUGAGCAGGCUCUUGGGCGAGCAUUCACGAUCUUUAACGAUUCCGCGAAAUGAGGAGGGGCGGUGCGCGGGCUGAUAUGAGUAGAGGGAUAGUGAUCGUUACUCCUGGACUCGACGCUGUAUUCAAGGCAGCCAGGGCAUCAGGGACUCUCAACCUUUCGGGAAACGAUCUCAAGGAAGUGCCUCCCGAGGUGUACUCGCUGCUGGAUGACGUCCCCCAAACCGAGAAAUGGUGGGAGUCCGUGGAGCUGCAGAAAGUGCUUCUCUCGCAGAACAGCCUCACCCAGGUCUCGGAGGAGAUCGGCCGCCUGCCGUGCCUCACGUGGAUCGACGUCAGCUACAACGCGCUGGCUCGCCUGCCCGCUGCCAUUGGCAAGCUGGUGGAGCUCAAGAGCCUGCUGGCGAGCCAUAACAAGCUGGAAGCUCUGCCCGAGGAGAUAGGCGGUGCAACGAACCUGGUCAAGCUGGACGUGUCUCACAACGCGCUGGAGAGCCUCCCUCUGGGACUUGCCUCAUGCACGCUGCUCGCCCACCUCGAGGCCAGCGCCAACCGCAUUGUCUCUCUGCCGGCCUCCUUGGCUGCCUGCACGGCGCUCUCUCACCUCAACCUUGAG